This is a messenger RNA of Cercocebus atys (sooty mangabey), 7899 nucleotides long. RefSeq names its product Rho GTPase activating protein 29 (gene ARHGAP29). Bases 2248 to 5781 code for a protein of 1177 amino acids. Gene Ontology annotation, cellular component: cytoplasm. Lineage: Eukaryota; Metazoa; Chordata; Mammalia; Primates; Cercopithecidae. The record is from RefSeq and is a predicted model, not a curated record. Gene Ontology annotation, molecular function: GTPase activator activity. Gene Ontology annotation, biological process: activation of GTPase activity; signal transduction. The transcript is spliced from 22 exons.
UCGGCCUCCCAAAGUGCUAGGAUUUCUCGUGAGCCACCAUGCCCGGCCAAGUUCUCUUAUUUUUAAAAGAUGCUUUCUAAUUUAAGAGUGUAUCACCUUUAUAUUAUUAAAAAAAUAAUAACACUGACCUCAUAAGUGAUAGCUUCUGAUGAAUUGUUUUUACAGGACUAUAGUCAGAAGUAGUAUGUUAACUUUCUAAAACAAAUUUUAUUGAACAGUUAGGUUGAAUAAAAAGUUUUCAUUGAAUUUUUUAUUAAAUAAGAAGUUUAAUACCAUUAAAUAAUAUAUUCUAUUAUGAGAGGUUCUGCAUAAAUUUACAAAGUCUUCAUUGAAAUCCUGUCUUGUGGGUUAACUCAGUUCUUUUCCCAGGGAGAAUAUACAGGAGGAUGUGUAAAUUUUUUUUUCAGACAAAUUGCAUUGUUACUUUUACCACUGAUGCCUCUUAUGUAACUUUACAGUGUGCCAGAAAUUUUGUGAAAUAGUAGACACAUUAAGCUGCUAGCCUCAGAUGUGUACUGCUCUAUAUUACCCUAGAAAUAAAUCUUUUUAGAAGUGAUUUCUAAUGGAUAUCACUUAGAAGUUAAUGUGAAUGUUAAUAGAUCAUUGUUUAGUGACUAGAAGGUAUGAAAUGAAUCUUUGAGAAACGAAGUAUGAAAUACAAAUAGCUCAUUUACACCUGUGCCAGUUCUCAGUGCAUUAGAUUCCUCUUCUGCAUUUGCCUAGAAUGGUUUAUAUCAUUUAACAAUGUUUAUAGUAGUAACUAGCAUAUUCACUGGAAGUUAAAGCCUGGUAAAUUGCAGAUCGCAGAGUACUUGUCAUUAAGCUUAGCUUCUUCAACCAUGUGCCAAUGUAUCAUAGUGAUUAGGAGCUCAAAUUCUAGACCCAGGAUACCUGAGGUGGAAUCCUCAUUCUGCCAUUUGCUAGUCGUUUGUAGCCCUGGGCAAGUUAUUUAUCUUCUUCCUUUAUGCUUGUUUCCGUGUCUAUUAAAAGGAGAUAAUGGGGGUUUUGUGACGAUUAAAUGAGUUUAUGUGUGUAAAACUCUUAGAAUAAGCAUUUUCAAAUGUCAGUUGUUACUAUUUUCAUAAUCCCCGGUAGCUGAAUAAAGUAAGUUGCUGUUUCUCGGGCUUCACUUUCAUCCUGUAACUUCAAAAGUCAUCACAGCAAAAGGAGUUUCCUAGUGAUAAGUUCUGAAACAUUUUUUUCUCCUUAUUUUCAUUGCUUUCCCUAAAGAGGUUAAGCUGAAUUAACAAGAUUGAUUUUCAAAUUAUUGUCAGGUUUUUUUUUUAAUGAAAGAAAACAUCAUGUUUUUUUCAUUUAUUUACUUAAGCAUUUCCAUGAAGUAUUGGCAAUAUAAACACUGUGGUAUUUUGUUAAUGCAUGAGAACAAAAAGUGGAGCUGUCUAAUCUGUCUUCACUUGAUAAGUGGAAUGAAGCAGAAAAUAAAUGACUCAGAUGGGUGAAAUAGUAAAUUAAAAUUCAGAUUACUGUAUUACAGAGUGAGUAGAUAAGCAAACAUUGGGAUACAGAAUUUUUACUAUUCUAGACAACUAGUAUUAAGACUUUAGUUGAAUUUUAUUAUAUUCACAUCUAUAAUAACUUUGUAGUAUAAAUUAAAUUUCAUUACAUUUACAAUGUGAACACUAUGGCAUUUGAAAAUUAUCUUGUAUUUAGUUAUAUGACUCAAUUAAGUACUAUAACUUGAGAGGUGUAGAAAUUUUUAAUAAAACAUAUCCUGAAUGACUUUCUUUUUCAGAUAAUUCACCAAUUUAGAUUUUACGCAGAAAAUGAAAUUGAAACUUAAAUGUAAUGUCUUUUCUUCCUUAGUCAAAAUACUGUGGGAUCUAGCUAUAAAUGUAUUUGUUUUUGAACAUGAUUGUAUGUGAGGCAAACCUGUUUUCAAAGGUAGUUUGAAUGGCUUACAGAAUUACUAGUAGUAAUUGCCAUUUAUGUAUAUUAAGACUAUAAAGUAGCUUUAUUUCUAUUUAUUUGAUAUUCACAACAACCUUGUAGGUAAAACAGGUAUUAUCAAUUGUGUUUUUACUGAGGAUGAAUCUGAGAUCAGAGAGGCUAAGAGUUUUGUAUGUGUUCUUUUCAAGGAAGAAGCUGAUCAAGGGUUGGAACCCAGGUUUCUCUAUCUAAAUCUAUUGUUUUUUACUGCAUCAAGCAGCCAGUUUCUUCAGUUUUGACUGUUUUAAAGAAGUUAUUCAUAUACGUCUAGAGGAACUGCUCCGUGUUUUAAAGUCUAUAAUGAAUAAACAUCAGAACCUCAAUUCUGUUGAUCUUCAAAAUGCUGCAGAAAUGCUCACUGCAAAAGUGAAAGCUGUGAACUUCACAGAAGUUAAUGAAGAAAACAAAAACGAUGUCUUCCAGGAAGUGUUUUCUUCUAUUGAAACUUUGGCAUUUACCUUUGGAAAUAUCCUUACAAACUUCCUUAUGGGAGAUGUAGGCAAUGAUUCAUUAUUGCGACUGCCUGUUUCUCGAGAAACUAAGUCGUUUGAAAAUGUUUCUGUGGAAUCAGUGGACUCAUCCAGUGAAAAAGGAAAUUUUUCCCCUUUAGAACUAGACAAUGUGCUGUUAAAGAACACUGACUCUAUAGAGUUGGCUUUGUCAUAUGCUAAAACUUGGUCAAAAUAUACUAAGAACAUAGUUUCAUGGGUUGAAAAAAAGCUUAACUUGGAAUUGGAGUCCACUAGAAAUAUGGUCAAGUUGGCAGAGGCAACUAGAACUAACAUUGGAAUUCAGGAGUUCAUGCCACUGCAGUCUCUGUUUACUAAUGCUCUUCUUAAUGAUAUAGAGAGCAGUCAUCUUUUACAACAAACAAUUGCAGCUCUCCAGGCUAACAAAUUUGUACAGCCUCUACUUGGGAGGAAAAAUGAAAUGGAAAAACAAAGGAAAGAAAUAAAAGAACUUUGGAAACAGGAGCAAAAUAAAAUGCUUGAAGCAGAGAAUGCUCUCAAAAAGGCAAAAUUAUUAUGCAUGCAACGUCAAGAUGAAUAUGAGAAAGCAAAGUCUUCCAUGUUUCGUGCAGAAGAGGAGCAUCUGUCUUCAAGUGGUGCAUUAGCAAAAAAUCUCAACAAGCAACUAGAAAAAAAGCGAAGAUUGGAAGAGGAGGCUCUCCAAAAAGUAGAAGAAGCAAGUGAACUUUACAAAGUUUGUGUGACAAAUGUUGAAGAAAGAAGAAAUGAUCUAGAAAAUACCAAAAGAGAAAUUUUAACACAACUCCGGACACUUGUUUUCCAGUGUGAUCUUACCCUUAAAGCUGUAACAGUUAACCUCUUCAACAUGCAGCAUCUGCAGGCUGCUUCCCUUGCAGACAGUUUACAGUCUCUCUGUGAUAGUGCCAAACUCUAUGACCCAGGCCAAGAGUACAGUGAAUUUGUCAAGGCCACAAAUUCAACUGAAGAAGACAAAGUUGAUGGAAAUGUAAAUAAACAUUUAAAUAGUUCCCAAACUUCUGGAUUUGGACCUGCCAACUCUUUAGAGGAUGUUGUACGCCUUCCUGACAGUUCUAAUAAAAUUGAAGAGGACAGAUGCUCUAACAGUGCAGAUAUAACAGGUCCUUCCUUUAUAAGAUCGUGGACAUUUGGGAUGUUUAGUGACUCUGAGAGUACUGGAGGGAGCAGCGAAUCUAGAUCUCUGGAUUCAGAAUCUAUAAGUCCAGGAGACUUUCAUCGAAAACUUCCACGAACACCAUCCAGUGGAACUAUGUCCUCUGCAGAUGAUCUAGAUGAAAGAGAGCCAUCUUCCCCUUCAGAAACUGGACCCAAUUCCCUUGGAACAUUUAAGAAAACAUUGAUGUCAAAGGCAGCUCUCACACACAAGUUUCGCAAAUUGAGAUCCCCCACGAAAUGUAGGGAUUGUGAAGGCAUUGUAGUGUUCCAAGGUGUUGAAUGUGAAGAGUGUCUCCUUGUUUGUCAUCGAAAGUGUUUGGAAAAUUUAGUCAUUAUUUGCGGUCAUCAGAAACUUCCAGGAAAAAUACAAUUAUUUGGAGCAGAAUUCACACAAGUUGCAAAAAAGGAACCAGAUGGUAUCCCUUUUAUACUCAAAAUAUGUGCCUCAGAGAUUGAAAAUAGAGCUUUGUGUCUACAGGGAAUUUAUCGUGUGUGUGGAAACAAAAUAAAGACUGAAAAACUGUGUCAAGCUUUGGAAAAUGGAAUGCACUUGGUAGACAUUUCAGAAUUUAGUUCACAUGAUAUCUGUGACGUCUUGAAAUUAUACCUUCGGCAGCUCCCAGAACCAUUUAUUUUAUUUCGAUUGUACAAGGAAUUUAUAGACCUUGCAAAAGAGAUCCAACAUGUAAAUGAAGAGCAAGAGACAAAAAAGGAUAGUCUUGAAGACAAAAAAUGGCCAAAUAUGUGUAUAGAAAUAAACCGAAUUCUUCUAAAAAUCAAAGACCUUCUAAGACAAUUGCCAGCAUCAAAUUUUAACAGUCUUCAUUUCCUUAUAGUACAUCUAAAGCGGGUAGUAGAUCAUGCAGAAGAAAACAAGAUGAACUCCAAAAACUUGGGGGUAAUAUUUGGACCAAGUCUCAUCAGGCCAAGGCCCACAACUGCUCCUAUCACCAUCUCCUCCCUUGCCGAGUAUUCAAACCAAGCACGAUUGGUGGAGUUCCUCAUUACUCACUCACAGAAGAUCUUCGAUGGGGCCCUACAGCCGCAAGAUGUCAUGUGUAGCACAGGUGUUUUUUCACCUCAGGUUGAUCAAGGCUGUUUUCCAAAGCCUCUGUUAUCACCAGAAGAAAGAGACCCUGAACGUUCCAUGAAGUCACUAUUUUUUCCUUCAAAGGAAGAUAUCCAUACUUCAGAGAGUGAAAGCAAAAUUUUUGAACGAGCUACAUCAUUUGAGGAGUCAGAACGCAAGCAAAAUGCGAUAGAAAAAUGGGAUGCAUGUCUCAGUGACAAAGCACAGUUGCUUCUAGACCAGGAGGUUGAAUCAGCAUCCCAAAAGAUAGAAGAUGGUAAAACCCCUAAGCCACUUUCUCUGAAAUCUGAUAGGUCAUCAACAAACUGUGUGGAGAGGCAUACUCCAAGGACCAAGAUUAGACCUGUAAGUUUGCCUAUAGAUAGACUACUUCUUGCAAGCCCUCCUAAGGAGAGAAAUGGUAGAAAUAAGGGAAAUGUAAAUUUAGACAAGUUUUGCAAGAAUCCUGCCUUUGAAGGAGUUAAUAGAAAAGAUACUGCUACUACUGUUUGUUCCAAAUUUAAUGGCUUUGACCAGCAAACUCUACAAAAAAUUCAGGACAAACAGUAUGAACAAAACAGCCUAACUGCCAAGACUACAAUGAUCAUGCCCAGUGCACUCCAGGAAAAAGGAGUGACAACAAGCCUCCAGAUUAGUGGGGACCAUUCUGUCAAUGCCACUCAGCCCAGUAAGCCAUACACAGAGCCAGUCAGGUCAGUGAGAGAGGCGUCUGAGAGACGGUCUUCGGAUUCCUACCCUCUCGCUCCUGUCAGAGCACCCAGAACACUGCAGCCUCAACAUUGGACAACAUUUUAUAAACCACAUGCUCCCGCCAUCAGUAUCAGGGGGAAUGAGGAGAAGCCAUCCUCACCCUCAGCGGCAGUGCCUCCUGGCACAGCUCACGAUCCCCAGGGUCUCAUGGUGAAGUCAAGGCCGGACCCAGACAAAGCAUCAGCUUGUCCUGGGCAGGCAACUGGUCAACCUAAAGAAGACUCUGAGGAGCUUGGCUUGCCUGAUGUGAAUCCAACAUGUCAGAGACCAAGGCUAAAACGAAUGCAACAGUUUGAAGACCUCGAAGAUGAAAUUCCACAAUUUGUGUAGGGUUGUCAAAUUUCAGGGGUUUAUUGUUGUUGUUAUUGUUGUUGUGUUAUUUUGUGGUAUUGUGCUUAUUUUGUGAAAGAGUGUUUUGACAGGGCCCCUUUUGUAUAGGACUGCCAAAUCAUGGGUUUUGCCUUUUGUUGUUGUGUCGUAUUAUCCUCUGUUGGUAAUACUGAAUGGUAGAAUGUUUUGAUAGGGUCACAUUUGUGCCUCACUGGAAUUAUCUUUAAAUUCUGUAUUUUUGAAGUUGUGGAUAAGAUAGGUGGAUUCAUAUUUUUUAAAGUUCAGUUGACUUUCCCCACCAAAUGGUCCAUUUGAAUGCAUCCCUAAUAUAUGAUAAUAGUUCUCAACUAAUAGGUGCAAUUUGGGAAAAUCAGGUUUAUUUUUUGGAGUGAAACUAUUAUAAGUGCUUAUUUAUAAAAGGAAUGUUUCUGAAUGCAAGUGCCUAAAAAGAUUUUGUUGGUAUGAAUAUGUUUUUUCACAUAACUUUAUACUGCAUCUUUUACAUUUGUGCUUUUUUAAGAUACAUAUGUAAGCUCUUAUUUUUCAAUUGGCAAUUCACUUAAUUUUUAAAUGUUUACAUAAUGGCCAGAAGGCUUGCAAAUCUGUAUUUAAUUGCAUUUUAAUUAAUUGCCAGUUUUUACAUGUGAUAGUCAAUUACAUUGUAUAAAGAAAAUGCACUUAAACCUGUUUCUAAAUUAUAUAGUUCAGUUAUGUUGUAUUUGGCAUUAGAUGGUUUUAAUACAUUUGAUAGUUUUUUCACCCCUUGGCUUUAUUUUAUAUAAACUUUUGUUAUUCAGCAGUUCUGAACUUUUUGGUAUUUUAUAAAUGGUCCAAAAAAUGCGUGUUUCAGAAGUUUUUAAAUUCAGUGCAUUUCCUCUUGAUUUGUCUGGGUUAAAACCAUUCCUUUUGUAUGAAAUGUUUUGACUUAUGAAUCAUUUUAUGUACUUGUUCUACCUGGAUUAUCAACCAUUGAAAGUGUAUAUUCCAUCCAAAUCAAGCUAAAAUUUAUUUAAGUUGAUUCUGAGAGUACAGGUCAGUAAGCCUCAUUAUUUGGAAUUUGAGAGAAAGUAUAGGUGAUUGGAUCUGUUUCAUUUAUUAUAUGUCCAGUUUUUAGGACUAGUACAUUCCUGUUAUUUUCUGGGUUUUAUCAUUUUGUCUAAAAUAGGAUAUAAAAGGGACAAAAAAUAAGUAGACUGUUUUUGUAUGUGUGAAUUAUAUUUCUACUAAAUGUUUUUGUAUGACUGUUAUACUUGAUAAUAUAUAUAUAUAUCAACUUGUUAAAUUAUCUCAAGUUCUCGUGGCUUCUUUUCAAUUGUUCCCUAUUACAGUAUGAGAGUUUAAGGUUAUUAACCAUUGGCUUAGAAGUCAACACCUGGGAUCAUACAUCCCUUGACUACAAUGCGGAAUGAGUUUUAUGGAAACUUGUUUUAUAGUUCUAUGUGAUGUGAAGGUCUAGGGAGCAAUAACCAGCCCUUUUUUUUCCUGAAGCCUUGUUUUUAGUCUUCAUUGUACAAAAUAUAAAAGAAUCAUAUUGCUGUGAAUACCUAAAAAGAAAAUUAGAGCCAAUGUGUAUUGAGCCUUCUCUGUGUGCCAGGAACUUUGCCAAGUUGCUACAUGGAUUAUUUUAUUUCAAGUCCAGAGCAACCUGUAAUGGGUGGGUAAUCAUGUUAUUUUUUCUGUGUUACAGGUAAGGAAACUAAGGCUUAGUUAAAUGACUUGCUUCUGUGUUCCACAGGUGGAGUCAAAUCUCAAACAUAGGGCGGUCAGAUUUUGAUGGUUAGUGCUCUUAAUGACUAUGAUUACUAAAUGAUAUCUGGUAGUUUUUAACAAUAGAAAAUACAACUUUAAAAAUUUUUUAUUGUGGUAAAAUACACGUAACAUUUACCAUUUUUAAGUAUAUUGUUUGAACCAUUUUUCAGCAUAUAGUUCAGUGGCAUUAAGUAUAUUCUCAUUGUUUUGCAACCAUGAGUACCUAUUCAUCUCCAGAACAUUAUCAUCAUCCUAUACUAAAACUUAGAAAAUGUACUUUUAAACUUCUUCAGUUUUCUUUUAAUAUAUGGAGACAACCCAAAGGUUAUAUCCUGUAAUAAACUCACUUCUCUGUUUUCCCUCACAGCU